Cyprinodon tularosa is the source of this 2255-nucleotide messenger RNA. RefSeq names its product ankyrin repeat and SOCS box protein 2-like. The transcript has 8 exons. Gene Ontology annotation, molecular function: protein binding. Gene Ontology annotation, biological process: intracellular signal transduction. The record is from RefSeq and is a predicted model, not a curated record. Bases 250 to 1992 code for a protein of 580 amino acids. NCBI's taxonomy places the organism in Eukaryota, Metazoa, Chordata, Actinopteri, Cyprinodontiformes, Cyprinodontidae.
UUGGUCUAUUUCUUUUACAGCAGAUUAAUGAGGUGUUUUGGAAAACAGCCAAUAACGCCCUUAUCUUCAGAGCCGCUCUCCUUAUCUCUCUGGAUGUCCGAGUCUUUGACAUAUAUGGCUGCAGCCGUCAAACCACCGCUUGACGCUUCUUUCCCAAAAUAAUCCUGGAGCAGCUGCGCCCUGCGCGGCGCGGCGCUCCUCAGCCGCGGCUUUGUCCGUCGCCGCACCAACAAAUCCGGCGCAAAAAAAAUGACCAAAUUCAACUAUUCCGACUAUUUAUCUCAGUUCCGUAAUGCGGGGCGUAAAUGUGGAGAUGAUCUGUCGCGACUGGGGGAAGAUACCAGGAGAGGAGGAUCACCAGAGCCUCCAGAGGAUGCUGACCCUGUGGUUUCUGCCAUCAGGAGUGGAGAUGUGGAAACACUCAAUGAUCUGGCAGCAUCUUCCUCCAGCAGCCUGCUGAAAGAAAACAAAGACGGAUGGCUACCUUUGCACGCUGCUGCCUAUUCUGGGCAGACUGAAUGUCUGAAGACCCUGUUGAAAGUUCAUCCGGGUUCAGUGGACAAGCGGACCCUGCAGGAGCAGACAGCUCUGCUGCUGGCUGUGUCGUAUCAACAGUUGUCCUGCGUGCUUUGCCUUCUGGAGUCAGGCGCUGACCGCGACAUCUGCAACAGUAACAAAGAAACCCCUUUGUAUAAAGCUUGUGAACUGGAAAAUGUGGACAUGGUAAACCUUAUUCUGUUGUACAACGCCACGGUGAACCAGCGGUGCGGCCAGGGCUGGACGGCCCUUCAUGAGGCUGUUUCCAGGGACAACACAGAGAUCUGCGAGUUACUAAUCCGAGCAGGAGCCAUGAUCAAUCCAGCAAACACCUACAGCGUCACACCGCUUAUUGUAGCAGCUCAGCGAGGACUGAUGAAGGCGCUGUGUUACCUCAUUGAGAAAGGUGCAGACGUGAACAUGCAGACAUGUGAAGGUGUUACAGCUCUGCAUGAAGCCAGCAAGAAUGGACACCAGGAUAUUGUUGCUUUUCUUCUCACUAAAAACGCAGAUGCAAACAAACCUGAUAACUCCGGACUGCUGCCUCUGCAUUUUGCUGCACAGUAUGGACACCAUCAGAUCGUUUCCAUGCUGGUGUCAGUCACCGGCCGAGCCAAGCUCCGGCACAGCUGGAUCAGCCCCCUUCACCUGGCAGCACAGCACGACAGGCACUCUGCAGCCACUGUGCUGCUGAAAGCAGGUGCAGACGUGAACGCCACUCUGGCAUGCAGUCACUCCCUCCAGUACGCUGACAGACGCGCCACAGCUCUCUACUUUGCUGUUGCCAAUGGCAGCAGGAGGACAGCAGAGGUGUUGCUGAACGCCGGUGCAAGCCUAAGCCUGGACCCAGUCAGUCCCCUACUGAUGGCGGCACGUCACGGCUGUGUCAGCACCGUUUCCUUGCUUCUGGAGCGAGGGGCUGAUCUGAACGCCAGACUCCCAUCAUUUGCUACUACAUUCCCAGCUGUUAUUGCACUUUGUAGGAAUAAUCUACCUCUACUGAAGUGCCUUUUAAACCAUGGCUGUGAUGCCUUCUCCUGUUUCACCUGCACAUACGGCGCUGCCUCACACCCUUCUUCAAGAGGAUCAAACAUAAGAACUGCUGGCAACCAUAGAUAUGAUUGCAUAUUGCCUUUAAACUGUGAUGAAAGAACAGAAAGGACAAUUCAGUUCUGUGAGUGGAUCUCAACACCUUUAAUGCGUAAAUGGGCAGGACCCAUCAUAGACAUGCUACUGGACCAUGUUGGUCAUGUUCAGCUGUGCAGCAGGAUCACUGAGCUCCUGGACAGCAGAGAAGAAUGGCACGCCAUCAAGAGGAAGUCAUUGUCGCCUCGUCCACUGCAGCACCUUUGCAGAUUAAGGAUUUGGACUCAGAUUGGGAGAGACAGAAGGAGAUCUAUUACAAGUUUACAUCUGCCAAGCAGACUGAAAACAUAUCUGAGUCAUGAUGACUGAGUAGAUAAACUCAGCUUUUUGUGUCUGUGUGCAUGACUAUAUUUAUCAUCCUGUUUCUUUUUUUAGUUAUAUUUCCUAUCUAAAAUCUGUAACAGCCCUCUAGUGUAUAAAUAUCUAUUUAUAAUUUAAUUGAUGUGACAGCAAGGCUCUUUAAUCAGUUUGUUAUUUUUAAGAACCCUUCAGGGAUGGCUAGAAAAAGUGUCAAUGGGAAUUCUUUAGGGAAUUUAAGUCUUUUAUUUAAAAAUAAAUCAUUACAAACAUUA